AUGUACAAAGAGCAAUGUAUUAGGUGUGAUGCAAACCAUGUAAAUUGCAUAAUUUGUAACUUUACACAUUGUCUAGCUUGUUCGGAUGGAUUUUUUGUUGAAAAUGGAAUUUGUAUGGAAUGUCCUAUUGAAUGCGAAUUGUGUGCCCAAUUUGGUUGUACCAUAUGCAAAAGUGGCUUUUAUUUAAAUAAUGGACGAUGUUUUCCUUGUUCAGAAGGAUGUACAAAUUGUGAUGAAAAUGGAUGCUUUCAUUGUACAAGUGACUAUUCUUUAAUUGAUGGUACUUGUGAACUAUGUGGAAACGUAUUUCCCCAUUGCUCGGUGUGUGUAGAAAAUCAAUGUAGAAUUUGCGAAACGGGGUUUUUUAUUGGUGCAAUGAGCACUUGUCAUCCAUGUACUGAUUAUGAUACAAACUGUGCUUCAUGUAACGCUAUGUUAUGUUUGGGCUGCAAUCGAAAUUACAUUUUAAAGGAUGGGAUGUGUGUAAAGUGUGGGGAGUUGUUUCCGAAUUGCAUGGAAUGUACAACUGAAACAUGUACCAAAUGCUUACCAAAUUAUUUGGAUAAAAAUUCAAUAUGCCAACCAUGUUCUGAAGUUUAUACCAAUUGUAACUUAUGUAAUAAAAUUCAGUGCCAAGAAUGUGAUGUGGGAUAUUUUGUUGAUAAUAACCAAUGUAAUAAAUGA
Molecule: messenger RNA, 684 nt
Organism: Entamoeba invadens IP1
Lineage: Eukaryota; Evosea; Mastigamoebida; Endamoebidae
Exons: 1
Coding region: 1-684 (227 amino acids)
Source: RefSeq, a predicted model, not a curated record